Molecule: messenger RNA, 6557 nt
Organism: Chroicocephalus ridibundus (black-headed gull)
Lineage: Eukaryota; Metazoa; Chordata; Aves; Charadriiformes; Laridae
Gene: GJC2
Product: gap junction protein gamma 2
Exons: 4
Coding region: 224-1471 (415 amino acids)
Biological process (GO): cell-cell signaling
Cellular component (GO): connexin complex
Molecular function (GO): gap junction channel activity
Source: RefSeq, a predicted model, not a curated record
UUUUCUGUUCGGCGUGGGCUCUCCCAGGACAGCGAGGUGACAACCACGUGCCAACUGCUGCUGCCGCGCGCUGAGACCCCACCGACACAGGGGCUGCGGUCGGUCGUGCUGCUGGGCUUUUCCUCCCCCCGAAGGUCUCCGGUGAUGCGGUGAAGACCCGCAGCUCAGACGCACCUUUUUUUUGUUUUUCCUGGCUGUGAAAGGUUAUAACUGAGUAGCCCUUAUGACCAACAUGAGCUGGAGCUUCCUAACCCGCCUGCUAGAAGAGAUUCACAACCACUCCACCUUCGUGGGGAAGGUCUGGCUCACUGUGCUCAUCGUCUUCCGCAUUGUCUUGACAGCGGUGGGGGGGGAGUCCAUCUACUCCGAUGAGCAGAGCAAGUUCACCUGCAACACCAAGCAGCCCGGCUGCGACAACGUCUGUUACGAUGCCUUCGCACCGCUGUCACACGUCAGGUUCUGGGUUUUCCAGAUUAUCAUGAUAUCCACCCCUUCGGUCAUGUACCUGGGCUAUGCCAUCCACAGGAUUGCCCGGUCGGCAGAGGAGGAGAAGAAAUUCAAGGGAUUCAAGAAGAAGAAGCAGUUUGCUUUGAACUGGCAGGCAGUGCGCAACAUGGAGGACCCCAUGGAGGCUGACGAAGAGGAGCCCAUGAUCUCUGACGAUACAGCAGAACAUGAGAAAGCCAAAGCCAAACCCAAGAGCAAAGAGCAACAAAAGCAUGACGGGAGGAGGCGCAUCCAGCAAGAAGGACUGAUGAAAAUUUAUGUCUUCCAGCUACUUACCAGAGCUUCGUUUGAAGUUUGCUUUUUGAUAGGGCAGUAUUUGCUCUAUGGUUUUGAGGUAGAAGCCUAUUAUGUCUGCAACAGAGUCCCUUGCCCUCACACUGUGGACUGUUUUGUGUCCCGACCAACAGAGAAGACCAUCUUUCUCCUGGUGAUGUAUGUCGUGAGCUGCCUGUGCUUAUUGCUGAACAUGUGUGAGAUGUUUCACUUAGGGUUUGGGACCAUCCGAGAUGCCAUUCGCAACCGGAAAAUCAACAGCUUUAGGCAGCCUCCCUACAACUAUGCCUACCCAAAGAACAUCUCCUGCCCUCCUGAGUACAACCUGGUAGUGAAAUCGGAGAAGUCCACCAAGAUCCCCAACAGCCUGAUGGCUCAUGAGCAGAACUUGGCUAACGUCGCCCAGGAGCAGCAGUGCACCAGCCCAGACGAGAACCUCCCGGCAGACUUGUCCACCCUUCACAAACACUUGCGAGUGGCCCAGGAGCAGUUAGACAUAGCGUUUCAGAGCUACAGCAGCACCCAGGGCAACACACAACCUUCUCGAACCAGCAGUCCUGCCUCGGGUGGCACAGUGGUAGAGCAGAACAGGGCCAACACCGCCCAGGAGAAACAAGGUGCUAAACCCAAGGCCUGUUUGGAGAAAGGGAGCUCAAGCAGUAAAGAUGGAAAGACGUCUGUAUGGAUAUAGCGUCAUCCAAAAGGAGAGAAGGCAGCGUAAGUGGGGUUUUUAUUUUGGUUUGUUUCUGUUUUUCGGUAUUGUCUUGCGUUCGUUUCACAGGGCACAGGCGCAAUUUUUAUAUGGAAGUCAAGAAAGUAACGGAGUUUCAGACCAAUUUAAUGCUGUCUUCCAGCGCAUUAACAAAAGACGUUUCUUCCCUGUUUCCAACAUGUUCUCCAGCUGGGAACCUCCGGUGAGCAAUAGCAAACCCCCUGCGUUUCCCACCACCACUGGAGCUCCCAGCAGAGACUGGACAACAUGCCAUGAUGGGAAGCGGAGCUCCUGGUGGCUCAGGAGAGAAGUCAGGCCAACAAUGAGCAGCUCCCCUCCUGCAUGGCGAGGCUAGAGUGCUGUAGGUCAGGCAGCAUUUAAUUACUAAAUAUCCUUAAUCAAAAUUAAUUUCUGAUCCCUUGAUAAAAGAAAACAACUGACGCACUGCAGGAACCUUCGUGACAUGCUUACAGCUGAUGUCCUGCCUGAAUUGCUAGAUGCUCUAGGAGGCAUCAUUCGAGCCACGAGCUGGGACCCACAUCAGGUUAUGGGGCAGAAACACAGCAACUCUCUUACACAGGGAGACCUAAAAGCAUAGCACGGUGCUGAUGGUUUUUGUCUUUUAUUCCUCUGCGUUGAAGCAAAAAGCAAAUACGAUUAAACACUACACAGCAGGAGCGAGCAGUGACAUUGCGUCGUACUGGUGCCUGUGUAGCGCUUGCUACAGAUGCGAUGGGAACGGCUGCAGUCACACUGUUUUUAACAAACUGCUGCUUCACAUCAUCAGAAAGUGCCUUCAUGCAACCAGGAAAACAAAAUUAUAAAGGGUUUGGACUUCUUUAUUUGCUGAAUUUUAGUAGAGAUUGGAAGAUCAGUGUUGGCAAAUUUGUUUUUCUGUUUAAUCAACACCCUUAUAAAUAGUGGCAGAUGGCAGAACUAUGCAUAGUGUGUAUAUGAUGUGUGUGUGUACAUGUACGUAUAUAUACAGACACAUAUGAACAUGUGUGUAUGAAUAUAGCCAUAGAGAGAAUAUAUAAACGUAAUAUCAACCCUCUGGUAAUUUUACAGCCUUCCACCUCUCCUGGGAAAACCCCACUGGUCCAGGACUAUGGCUGAUCUCAUCCUAGAGCAGUCUUUGGGCUUCCAGCUUCCAGCCUCCCCUGGGGAACUGGCAAGUGUCACCCAUUUGUCUGUGGGGCUUAGCAGGAGAUCUGGCUUCAGUGGAGGACAGGGCCAGGACAGCAGCAGGAAGUUUUUCACUAGUUUAUAGGGAGCUUUUUGAGCUUGGCUUGGUUUUAGAGUGGUUUUCAGGCAGCUACAGGAACUGGGAGCGUGUCAAAACCAAGCUGCUGAGCUCCAAGGUUCCUGCUAGUGCUGAGACCGUGCUUUGUCAGUGUGGUUUCAUACUGUGUCUCUUGCACAGCUGUGGGGCUGUGGCUUUUUACCCCUCCAGUAACACAAAACAGAAAGAAAACCUCAUCACUGGGGUCACAGGGAGCAUCUCCUACUGAAUCAUAGAAUCAUUUAGGUUGGUAGAGGCUGAAACCUCUCUGCCAGGUCUUAGAGCAGGUCUGAUCCCUGAGAUGCUCCCAAGAUGCCUGUGGCUUGGCAGAUGCUCUUGCAACCUCCCAAGAGUCCAACGGUUGAUUCACCACCAUGGAGAACCCAAAUAGGCAGAGCCUUCAGGAUCAAACCUAACGUGAAUGAAAUAAAUCCUCACUGAACACAGAGCUGUCCCUGCGCCGAGCUGUUCCCUCAGGGCCAUGCCAGACACCGAAAGUCACACGCAGGUCCCUGUGCCAGUAUUUUUUAUGCAUUGGAUCUAUGUGACUUCUUGCUGGGCAUCUUUCUCAUGUUCUUGAGACUGGUCCCUGAAAGCCUCGAGGAUGCCCGUUCUCCAGGUAGCCGGACCCUUUGGGCAGUCUGGGGAGCAGACAGAGAACUUCAGCUCUUCCAGACCUCGACUGAGCUGUGGCAUGCCAUUAGAGAACAGUGCUGACAGCAAAAAAGUAGACUUAAAAAGAAAUCAAAGAAAUAUCCUGGGAAGUAUCCAGCUUUAAAUACUCGCUAUGGCUUUGUGUAACAGUCUGGGGAACACUUUCAGGCUUAUUCCUGGACCUGCUGAAGGCAUCAGUAAAAUGCCUGGAGUGCUGCCUGCUCUCGCUGCUAGAGACCUUCCCCUUGAAAAUGGACAACUGCAUCCAGGAGGAGGAUCGGUUCAUCCCCCCCACCAGCAAUGGUCAGGAGUAACACACAUCUGUCGUGUGGGGGGACAGCCUUUCUGCCGUGAAUUUUGAAUGACAGGCUCAGAUAGUUCACACCACGGUGGUGGGGAGACAAACAUAUCCAACCGUGCUGUUGGUCCUUCUCCUGCGCGUGGGAAGGCUCUCCUCUUGGGCUGUGCUGCACCAGGCAAUGCAGGAGAGGCUGGUUGCUGUCGCUGCUAUUACCAUAAAGAUAAACACAUGCAGGUCCACAGCCCAGGGCUGCCGGGGAGGAAAGCAGAGGUGCUGCUGGGUGGAAAUUUGCUCCCUAGUAAUUACAGCUGUUCAGGGCACAAGCCCGUCCUCCAUAUUGAUGUGACUUCUCACUUACGGCCAGCCCUGCGUUCCAUGGGAAACUGCGUGUAUUUAAAGUCACGAUCCCAAGGGAAGGAUGGAAACUCUGAGGAGAGCGAUGGUUGGAUUCUGUCUGGGUUUUUCUGAUUCCUUUGAGAUGAGCAGCAAUAUCACAGCCCCAGAUAAACUCAUCCUUCUCACGCAAUGCCGGAAGGCACUGUGCUGUGCAGGAGUCCGGAUUUUGGAUUUCUUCUGCCCAUACCAGCGAUACCUCCCUCAGCCCCAGACACGGCUUGAGCAUUUCCUGAUGACUCAGACUGGCCCCUCGGCUCCUGCUGACCUGCAGAUUCACAAGCGAGUCACCAAACGCAGGGAUGGGCAUGUGCCUCCCUUGUUCUUGCUUCAGGAAACCAUCCUGGCCUCACCAUGGGGAAGAGGGGUGGGGGGUAGAUUUUAAGCCAGAAACCCCAGAACAUGAUCACAGGGAACUGAUUGAAUCAUUAAACCCAUUUUAUACAGCAGGGCUAUACCCACUUCCCCAACAAUAUAGCUGGUCAGUGCCUGACAAGAGGAGAUCCCUGGGCACCAUACUUGCAGGUUCAGAGACACUUAAGAGCAACAGGGCUGGAAAGGACCAUGGAUCUUCUCCCGAACUUGCCACCAUCAAAUGCUUCCUUAAUGGCUAACAUGAACCCCCCUCACUGCAACCCCUAGUGUCUCCUCUCCUCAGCAGCCAUGGAGAACAUCUCAUGCCUUUAACGGCUGCAGAAGCUUUUGAGUGUUUGAAGUCUGUUUUCAUCCUCCUCCAGUCUGCUUUAAGCUAAACAACUCUGGUCUCAUCAACCUUUCUCCAAGGGCUGCUUUUCUAGCAUGGUUUUCCUUGGUGUCUUUGAACCACCACCACCACCCAGUCCAUGCCUUCCCAGCAGUGUGGCAGUGAUGGUCCUCAGGCCACCUUCCCACUCUGCUGCUCUUCACGUGCUCAUCUGCCACCCUGGUCCUCCCCAAAACCCCAUCUUCUGCAGGCAUGGGAACUGCUCCCCUCCUCAGACGUGUGCUUGUACAGUUGGGAUCUUCCUGUCCGCCAUCAAACUGCCUUUUUAUUUUCACACCACAGACCCAGUGCACCAAGGGAGAUUUGAAUGAUCUGUCUGUCCUGCAGCAGAUUCGCAGCCUCCUCCCGGCUGGUGUCACCAUCACAUUUAAUACGCACACACUGUUUUCCACAGUGAGAGUCAAUAAUUGCAAUAUUGACAAGGACUAGAGCCAGGGCAGACUCUCGGGUGAUCAAUACAACCUCCUCGUUGGGCAGAGAGACAGGGUAACCGCUCUCUCAGCCGUUCUUCCAGCCAGCCCCGCUCAUCUAUCAGGCUUGAAACAAUUCCUUGCAUAAAAUGCUUUGGGAGUGGGAGCUGAUCUUCCUUUCUCAUGUUUCCCAAGCGUUUUGACAAGGACAGAAGCACAAGGGCACAUUCCCAGCAGGAUUUCUCUGGUGUCAUGGGUUGCCUGGAUGAGAUGCAAAAUUGCCUGCAAGGUCCCAGCCAGCCCGGAGGACACCACUGACUCCUCUGACCCUGGGGAGGAGGGACCCCAGUUCUCCCAGAUCCCAUCUGAGCCACACACGGGAGCCAGCUUGAGUCAGACAGCCCUAGAAAUAUAAGGAAUUAUUAUUAUGAUGAUGUAUACUGAGUUGCUCACUUCCCCCCUUCCUCCUCCACUCCUUGGCCUCUAAAGCCUUUAGAAUAUUGUGUAUUUCCACCAAGUCACUGCCACAAAGGCAACAGACAUGCAUUAAUGCCUCUGCAGAAACAACUCCUUUCAGGGCAAGAGCAAAAAUACCUCCUUUAUGAUGUCAGUUUGGGAAGGAAAAGGAUAGAGAGGCAAAAUAAGCAUAACCAUAAGCAAAACCCCCAUCACAACAUUACAAACUAAACCAGCGGCUCGAGGAAUUUCAAUUAGACGACAGGCAGUUGGCCACAGAAGAAACACUAGUAGUAUAAUUAAUGCUUUGCUUUUUUUUUUUUUUUUUUACAAGUUAGCAGUUUUGUUCACACACAAGACGGGUUUGGCUCUGUAGCUGAACUAAUCGUAAAUGUUGACUCUCUCGCUAAACUUGGUCGGAUAAAGUGCCCACACUUAUAUUUCUAUUCUUACCAUUCAGGGCCAGGAAUGUCCCACGUAAAAGCCAGAUUACCUUGUUGCUUGCAUUGCAUUCCACUGGGAAAUACUUGAACUUAACUCAAGGCCAUAACUAGUCUGUGCUGUUACGAAGUUUCUGGGAUUGUUAUUUUUUUUUUUUUUUGUCGUUCAUUUUUUUAUGUACUAACUGUAUUUGUACUAGAAAUUUUUUGAGUAUGAGGUUGAAUCUGUAAGUAUUUUUCAGUGUAAAUGUUACAUCUGGACUGUAGUUACAACAUUAAACACUGGUCAAAAGAGAAAGAUACAUCAGCCCAACUCUUCAACUGGCUAUUCCACAUCCAUUACUAAUAAAAAGGAAUAAAACUUAC